Molecule: messenger RNA, 1953 nt
Organism: Lepisosteus oculatus (spotted gar)
Lineage: Eukaryota; Metazoa; Chordata; Actinopteri; Semionotiformes; Lepisosteidae
Product: phenylethanolamine N-methyltransferase
Cellular component (GO): cytosol
Molecular function (GO): phenylethanolamine N-methyltransferase activity
Source: RefSeq, a predicted model, not a curated record
GAGAGCCUCCUUAGAUCAUAUCACUGCCCAGGGCUGGGGAUGACCUAGGGCAUGGAGCAGGAGGGGGACAAGUAAAAUUCUCCAGACGCCAGGAUUCACUCGCACAAAGCGAGCGAGGGGUAUAAAUACAGAUGGCAGCUCACACCCAGGGACAGACUGAGAGCGGCUCUGCUGCGCUGAGACUCGGGUGCCCUCAGACUGGCACGGCUUCCUCGCAGACGGAGGCAGACGCAGAGCUGCGCUUGCAGGCCGGCGGACGUGGUCUCGAUCGCUUGUCUUGUUCUGUUCUCGGCCCGGCGAGACUUAAAACCGGCUACGUCUGCGGGGGAAGUCGAGACAGUCUCGCUCCCGGGAUUUAAUCCGCAGCCCAGCGAGCGGGAGGGAUGGAAAAGCGGGAAGAGGCUGGCAUCGAGGCGGGGGUGGCUGCCAUGGCUCAGUGCUACCAGCCAUUUGACCCGGCUGCCUACCUGCAGUACAACUACACCCCUCCCCGAGCGGACUUCUCCCGGCUGGACAGCAUCGUUCCCUGGAAACUGGGCUGCCUGCACCGAGCCUUCACUGCGGGUGACAUCUGCGGGGGCACCCUGGUGGACGUCGGCUCGGGCCCCACGCUGUACCAGGUCCUGAGCGGCUGCGAGGUGUUCGAGAAGCUGGUUCUGACCGACUUCCUGCCGCAGAACCGGGCCGCGCUGCGGCGGUGGUUGGGGGACGACCCGGGCAGCUUCGACUGGAGCCCGUACCUGCGGCACGUCUGCCAGCUGGAGGGCCGCAGCCCGGAGGCGUGGCGCGAGAAGGCUGCCCGCCUGCGCUCAGUGGUGACCGACGUCCUGCCCAUUGACGUGCACCGUCCCGCCCCCCUGCUGCCCGGUGCCCUGCCCGGCCCGGCGGACUGCCUCGUCUCCUCCUUCUGCCUGGAGGCCGUGAGCCCGGACCGGCCCGCCUUCACUCAGGCGCUGCGCCACGUCUCCACGCUCCUGCGGCCGGGGGGGCACCUGGUGAUGAUCGGGGCGCUGGAGGAGAGCUACUACCUGGGCGGGCCGGGCGUGCGGAUCCCCGUGGUGCCCGUGGACCAGGCCUUCGUCACCGCCAGCCUGGAGGAGUGUGGCUACACCGUGCUGGAGUUCUGCACCUACGUCCUGCCCGCGGACAUGUGCGUGGGUGUGGAUGAUGUGGUGGGCAUCUUCUUCCUCAAGGCCAGAAAAAAGUAGAAGGGGGAUUGAGAGGGGGCACCAUCGUCAAGGCUCCCUACUCAAAGGCAGCCUUGCCAGUCUAAUUGGGAGAGUCUGCAUCUGCUCCUUGGCUUCUAAAUCCCCAACUCGAGACUCGUCCUUCUCGGUUGGUAUCUUUACCUUUCGUUCUGAAAGGUGGCGCUGAAGCAAUCGCAGCAGGGGCCAGUGGUGCUGUCUGGCGCCAGUCCCCAGAUGGGCACUAGUGGCAGAUGUGCACGUCUGUCCAGCUGGGCAGGAUGCAGGAACAGUUGGGAUUGGAGAGUGAGGAGCAGAGAGGCUGUCUGAAAUUCUUGUUCCAGACCCCCACAACUAUUUGUGUAAUGGCCCUUCUGUUUUUCGGUCUUAAAUGCACUUGUUUGCAGUUCCAACUCGUCUGGGUUGUUGGGAACAACUGCCUUUUCUGUGAAAUAGGUGCUAUGUAAGAUGCAGCUUGUUGAUCUGCACUACUUUUAUUCUCCUGAACGACGCUGCCUGCCUGUUGUAGAGUCCUGGACCCCUCUCUCACAGACCCCUUUUCAAAUACUCGCUGGACAGAGACCAAGUCCUCCUCAACUGAGGCUGAGGCCGUUUAAACAGGGAAGGAACAUCAGCCCUGUUUGAGAUCCUCACACACUGGAUCAGUUCAAUUUUACACCCUACAUUACAGUCCUUUCAAAGUUGUUUCUUAACCCCCCCCCCCCUCAUUUAAUGUACAUUCAUUGUGAAACUUGAAUAAAUUUUCAUA